UUUCCUUAACUGAAUUGGUGUUUUUUUCUCUCUCUCUCUCUUUUUACAUUAAACACAAACUGAACUUUAUUACAUUUAUUGCAUGAAAUGAACAGUAUUAUACACCUCAAAGGGAAAUUAAACUGAUUUACGAUAUCAAAUUCUACUUACUGUUUGAUGUUUUAUUGCUCUGUGUUGUGAUGUGAUUGUAUUUGCUAUUAUUAUUGUUAUUGUUGUUGUUGUUACAGUAAAGUGUUAUUUUUAUAUUCAACUUCUGGUCUCCUGGUAUAAGCUUCAUAUCUUCCUCCCCAAUUCUUUUAGAGUCUAGAACUGGUCUAGUGGCAAUACUGUAUGUGUGUGUGUGUGUGUGUCAUCAAUCAAUUAUCAGUGCCUUAGAAUUUUUACAUUACAUUCUACAUCAGGGUGAAUUUAAGCAAACUGCAAGUACAGUGUAAGUACUACAAAUACAGUGGAAAAGUGCACCUUUAGAAUAUAAAAAAAAAAUCCUAUGGGAUUAAAAUCCCAUUAAAAUCCUAUAGGAACAGUUCCUACAGGAUAUUUAUGUCUUGUCCUAUAGGACUAUUCCUAUCGGAAUCCUAUAGGAAUGGUUCCAAAAUACGAUAGAAAUUCCUAUUGGAAUCCUAUACAAUUGUCCUAUUGGAAUCCUAUAGGAUUUUUUGACAAGGGGGGUGGAGCUAAGACGCGAGGAAAGGAAACCAUGCACAAAUAAGCACCCCAUCAUGUUUCUGUCUGUCAAUAGGAGGAAGCCACGCCCUGUUUUUGAGCUCGCAGCCUGUUUUGGAGUUCCCACACCCAUUUGGAGAUCUCCAGGCUGCAGUUAUAGCUACCAUUGGACGUUUUGUUGUGCUUUGCCUAACUUGCUAAAUAAGGCUCACUAAAGAAAAAUAAAAAACGGCUCUCUAACUUUCUCUCAACGGCUCUUUUAUCAAACUGGCAUAGGCUAUGUGAUAAAUACAGUGCCAUCCAAUUUCAAAGAAAGAAAGUGAAAUCGAAACCAAAAAUCUCCGACUGGAGAUUCUAUCAUCUGCUGCGACAGUAUCCACGCCACCCGCGCGCACACGCACACACACACACACACACACACACACACACAAAACAGAAUAUAUAAACAUUUUAACAAACGUUAAAUGUAGUGUAAUUCAUAAACUAGCCUACCCCAUUUGUUAAUAAAAGAGUUCGACAAAAUCCAAUAUUUAAAUGAAAUAGGCUAUACGACCACCAACUCAAUCACCUCAAAUUCAUAGCCUAUGGAUGAGGACGAACAGAUCUCCUAUCGUUAUUCUGCAAUAGCUCACCUUGUUCACGAAGUCAAUUCUGCAGCAUCACGAUUUCCCGGAAAUCACCUCAUUUUAUAGACUUUCUGGGAGGGUACUUCCGAAACGGCGCUGACCACCUCUUCAGUGUUUAUACACGGGCUUCAGUCAGAGCCAUCCACGACAGAAGGCAAGCAGAGGAGGAUCAUGUCUUGUAGUAAGUACAUGCCAGCUCCAGUGUGUCUAAUUGAAAAUGAUGAAAAUGGGCAGCUGCAUGUGAGAAAAGAGGCCAAAGACAUUCUGGAUGGGAUCAGUGAGCCGGUGGUGGUGGUGUCUGUGGUGGGACUCUACCGAAUGGGGAAGUCUUACCUUAUGAACCGCCUGGCAGGACAACAGUCUGGCUUUGCUCUCGGCAGCACUAUUGAAUCAAAGACUAAAGGCAUCUGGAUGUGGUGUGUCCCUCACCCUAAUAAAAAAGGACACACUCUGGUGCUGCUGGACACAGAGGGACUUGGGGAUGUGGCAAAGGGAGACUCUAAGAAUGACGGCUGGAUCUUCUGUCUGGCUGUUCUGCUCAGCAGCACUCUGGUGUACAACAGCCGGGGCACUAUUGAUAACACUGCAGUGGAAAAGCUGCACUACGUUGCUGAGCUCACUGAGCAGAUCAAGAUCAGAUCGACAGAAGCAGCAGAUGAGGAGGAAGGGGAAGAUUCUGAGUUCGUGAGGUUUUUCCCAUCAUUCAUCUGGGUCGUGAGAGAUUUCACCUUGGAUUUGGAAAUUGAUGGGAAGAAAGUGACAGAUGACGAUUACCUUGAUUUUGCCCUCAAUCUGAAGAAAGGUUUGAGUAAGAAAAUUAGAGACUACAAUCUGCCUCGUGAAUGUAUUAGGCGUUAUUUCCCUUGCCGGAAGUGUUUUGUGUUCCCGUUUCCCGUUACCUCCCACAAAGACAUGACACGCCUGGAGAUCUUACAAGAUCAGGACCUUGCACAACAAUUUCUGGAGGUCACGGGACAUUUCUGUGACCACAUGUUUGUCAACAGUGCUGUGAAAAGACUGAAAGGAGGACACAUAGUUACUGGCCGAUUGCUCGGGCAUCUGGCUGAGAUAUAUGUAGACACAAUCAGCAGUGGUGAAGUGCCCUGUCUGGACAAUGCAGUGGUUGUUCUGGCAGAUCUAGAGAACCAGGCAGCUGUUCAAGAAGCUCUGAAAGUAUAUCAGGGAGGGAUGGAAGAGGUGAAGAAGACAUUACCAAUCAGUAUAGAAAAUUUGACCUGUGAGCACCAGAAAUUCAGCAGUCUGGCCACUGCUAAAUUCACAAAACGCUCAUUCAAAGAUGAAAAAAUGGAAUACUUGAAGAAACUGGAGGAAGCUGUAUGUAUGUGCUAUACAGACUUGUUGGAAGAGAAUGAGAUGGCAUCAGAGAGAAAGUGCAGAGAUCUGCUGAAGAAUCUGUUCUCUGACAUGAAUAAACGGCUGCAGGAUGGAGAGUACAGUCAGUCUGGAGGAUAUGAACUCUAUAAAAGAGACAGAGACGCCAUUGUUGAACAGUACCGCAGAGAACCCAACAAAGGUAUAAGGGCUGAGGCUGUGCUGGAAGAGUUUCUGAAAGAACGGGAACCUGAAGCAAACAGCAUCCUCUGCAUGGAUAAUAAACUCGCUGAAAAUGAGAAACAAAUUAAUAAAGAGAAAGAGAACGCAGCUCUGCUGGAACAGAAGUUGAAAGAAGAGGAGGAGAAACAAAUUGAGAGUAAACGAAUGAUGGAGACAGAGAAAGCGAGGCAUGAGGACAGGGUAAAACAGAUGCAGGAGAAGUUCAACAAGGAGCUGGAGCAGCAGCAGCAGGAGAUGGACAGAGCCAUUGAGAGCAAGCUGAAGGUGCGGGAGGAGAUGCUAAAGAAAGACUUUAAGGAGGAAGCUGAUAACCUUAUGGAAGAAAUAAAGAAUUUAAAAGAUGAAAAGGAACGCUCACAUGGUGGUAACAUAUUUAAGGACUAUGUGAUGCCAUUUCUUUGCCCUCUUGUAGAAACGGUUCCCAACCUCCUCAUGCAGAGAUCAAUGAUGAAAAGCCUGAAAAAGGGAUUGAAACGUUAAAACCUGAUACAAAACUAUCCUUGAUUCAUGUUUUCCAUUCACUGACAUAUCUCCAUUGUGUCUGAUUUUGUAGCCUUUAAGGACUUACUAAAGCAUGCGCUUUAUAGAGCAGGUAGUAAAUGAGCUGAGAAUCCUGAACAUAUUAUGCACCCUUGAAAGUGCACAAUGUAAUUUCUACACUGUUAGCAGCACCCAUAGAAUUUGCUAAAUGGCAGGUGCAUGCAGUGAACAGUCCAUCUUUUGGAUAGAAAGUAGUCAAAGUUCAAACAUACACAACUGGUGGUUGGGUGGCUGAAAUGGAUUGCAGUUCCAUUUUGUGCCAUUAGUGGUGUAGAAAUUACACACUGCAUUCACAAAAAGCAUUCACUGGAACUGGCACUUUGAAUCCAAAACAUGCCUCAGUCAGCCAAUGAUGGGACAAAAAUGGGUCCCUUCCCAAACUCAUUCCAAUGGAUGAGUGAAAUGAAUAAUGUUUAAAUGUGGACAUGUCGAUUCAUUAGUUUUAACAGCCGGCUGUCAAAAUGGUUGGGGGCAUAAACUGGUAAAGGAAUCUGUCCAGAUUCUGAAGAAGACUUGCUGAAUGUUGUUGGGAGGAACAAGUGUUUCUAACCCUUAGAAUCGAAUAGAUCAGUAAAUCUGGCUCAAAACCAUUCACACAGGUAGGGUUACAUUUUGAUAAAUGGAUUUGGAAACGUGAUGGAUUUUUUUUUUUCAUGUUGAUGUAAAAGGGAAUUAUGGAAGAUUUGUUAUGGAAGAUUUAUUAUUUUUUUAAUUUAUUUAUUAGUUCCUGUUUUAGCUUUAAAAAUGUUCUUAUGUUGCAAUAAGGAAAUUAUGUAAUAGGCUAGACAUGGUCAAGAAAGGGUCAAGGGGUUAUUUAAAAACAGCAAGCUGAGAUGUGCAGACAAUAUGAAAACAUGGAUGCUCAGCCCAAAGAUCAUGCUCAUUCUGAAUGCAGUCUAUACGUGAUCAGUCUAGACUUACGGAAACGCUUAGCACAGCAGAACUCACAGUCAUAUGACUAGAUUAGAUCAUCAUGACCAAUCCCCAUAUCAGUGUAACAAGUCACAGUGAAAAAAACUUGCGUAAUACUGAAUGUAUUUUCAUGUCAAUGUAAUUUGGUCCACAAAACAUACAGCAUAUAUUGUAGCAUAAUAUACUGUAACAUUCCAAUAUUCUACAAUAAAAUUGUUUUUCCUCUGA
Molecule: messenger RNA, 4544 nt
Organism: Onychostoma macrolepis
Lineage: Eukaryota; Metazoa; Chordata; Actinopteri; Cypriniformes; Cyprinidae
Product: guanylate-binding protein 1-like
Exons: 11
Coding region: 1461-3344 (627 amino acids)
Molecular function (GO): GTPase activity; GTP binding
Source: RefSeq, a predicted model, not a curated record